AGAUUAGAGUAUCUCGUGCACUGGAAAGGUUAUCCUCGUGAAGAACGGGAGUGGUUGCUAGCUUCCGAACUCAGAAAUGCACCUCAAGCCAUUGCCGACUUCCAUCGCAAACAUCCUGCAGCACCACGCCCUAUGCCAACAAUGAGGUUGCGUUUCCAGGCACUCGAAAACUUAACUGUACCAACACAAGUGCCAUGUUGA
Molecule: messenger RNA, 201 nt
Organism: Suillus fuscotomentosus
Lineage: Eukaryota; Fungi; Basidiomycota; Agaricomycetes; Boletales; Suillaceae
Exons: 1
Source: RefSeq, a predicted model, not a curated record